GUUCGGCGGCGGCGGCGGGGCCGGGGCCGGGGCCGGGGCCGGGCGCGCUGCAGGGGCAGCCCGGCCGCCGCGGGGCCGCCAUGCCCGCCAAGUCCAAGUAUAACCUGGUGGACGACCGGCACGACCUCCGCAUCCCCCUGCACAACGAGGACGCCUUCCAGCACGGCAUCUGCUUCGAGGCCAAGUACAUCGGGAGCCUGGAUGUGCCACGGCCAAACAGCCGGGUGGAGAUCGUGACGGCCAUGCGGCGGAUCAGGUAUGAGUUUAAAGCCAAGAAUAUCAAGAAGAAGAAAGUGAGUCUCAUCGUGUCAGUGGAUGGUGUGAAGGUCAUUCUGAAGAAGAAGAAGAAGCUUCUUUCGUUGCAGAAAAAAGAAUGGGCCUGGGAUGAGAACAAAAUGCUCGUCAUGCACGAUCCCAUCUACAGGAUAUUCUACGUGUCUCAUGACUCCCAGGACCUAAAGAUAUUCAGCUACAUUGCCAGGGAUGGGUCUAGCAAUGUCUUCAGGUGCAAUGUCUUCAAAUCCAAGAAGAAGAGCCAAGCCAUGCGCAUCGUCCGGACGGUGGGGCAGGCAUUUGAGGUCUGCCACAAGCUGAGCCUCCAGCACACCCAGCAAAACGCGGACGGGCAGGAGGACGGAGACAGUGAGAGGAACGGGGACGACCUGGAUGUCCCAGCCUGCCGCCUCGCCAGUGCGGAGAGGGCGGCCGCCUCAGCGGAGGAGACGGACAUCGAUGCCGUGGAGCUGCCGCUGCCCGGAGCUGACAUCCUCGACUUCAGCCGCGGCGUGACCGACCUCGACGCCGUGGGCAAGGAGGCGAGCGCCUACGCCGAUGCCAAGGGCUGCCUCCACCCUGAAGACAUCCUGACAGCGUCGCCCAAGAUGCUGCUGCCCUCGUCUGCCCAGCUGCCUGACCUGGGAACACCCCUCUCUGCCCACCACCAAAUGCAGCUUCUCCAGCAGCUCCUGCAGCAGCAGCAGCAGCAGACGCAAGUGGCCGUGGCACAGGUCCACUUGCUGAAGGACCAGCUGGCCGCGGAGGCGGCGGCACGGCUGGAGGCCCAGGCUCGCGUGCACCAGCUCCUGCUCCAGAACAAGGACUUGCUGCAGCACAUCUCGCUCCUGGUCAAGCAGGUGCAGGAGCUGGAGCUGAAGCUGGCAGGGAACACCACCACAGGCUCCCAGGACAGUCUGCUGGAGAUCACCUUCCGCUCCAACGUCCUCCCCGUCCUCUGCGACCCAACCACCCCGCAGCCCGAGGACACCCACCCGCCGCCGCUGGGCCCCGGCUCGGGCUUCCCCAGCUCCCUGGGCAGCCCCAUAGGUAGGAACGACUGUCUGGUGAAGCUGGAGUGCUACCGCUUUCUGCCGGGCUCAGGGCCACCCGCUCCGGAGCCAGCGCUGGGCAGCCUGGAGCUCAUCAAGUUCCGCGAGUCGGGCAUUGCCUCCGAGUACGAGUCCAACACGGACGAGAGCGAGGAGCGCGACUCCUGGUCCCAGGAGGAACCGCCGCGCCUGCUCCACGUCCAGCCCAGGCAGGACCUGGGCGACAGCCUGGAGGACGAGAUUGCGGUGUAGGGGUCGUCAGGAGGUGGUGCGGAGCUGCUGGGACCUGCCGGAGCUGGGGCGGACCCUGGCCGUAGCCCCCCUGGCCCUGGCAGGGACGGGAUGGCCCGGAGGGAGAGGGGGGCGGAGGAGGGAGCGCCAGGCUUCCAGAACAUGUCCGGGAGGCGUGCGGAGGUGAGGACCGAGCCGUGCCGAGGGGCUGCGGUGCGCCAGGCGUGCUGUGCUCCAGCGUGCAUGGGCUUGUGUGCUGAGCUGGAGCGUCCCCGCUUUGCAUCGGACAGUGAGCUGACAGCUAACCCCUGGUCCCCCUCCCCCUGCAAGCUGCGUUUCAAGCUCAGGCAGAAGCAAAGGACUCCCUGCCGGAUUAGCCACUGCUGGUGGUGCAGUAAAGCAGAUGAAGGUUUUUGCUGGGGGAAUGAGAGAGCAGGCACAGGGCAGUGAGUGGGGACAAGAGGGACCAAGGAGGCAGCGCCGGGGCGGUGAGCAGGGACAGAGCCGCUGACAGGGGGUCUGGCCCUCUGCAUGGUGGAGAGGGUCGGAGAUACGUCCAGGGCCGUGCUAGCGGGGUGGUUAGGGUCGGUGGUGGUGUACGGUCGGUGUGGGUGCGCGAGUGAGAGGUGAGGCAGAGGGGGACAGUGGGGACGAGCCUGGGAAGGAGCUGAAGGCGUGAGAUGAGGUUGUGCAGGGUGGCUGAGUGCAGGCAGCUCCUGGCAGGGUGAUGGUGUUUGUGGCACUUCCAGGACAGGGUUUAUCCCUGCCUGAGGCAGGUGGAGGGUGUGCGGGCACUGCCUGCUCCUCUCCUGGGCUGUGGAGCGGAGAGGAAGGCAUGGCUCGGCACGGAGCAGGGAGCCAGGGCACGCAGCGCGAGGCUGUGGAGUGUCCUUCCCCUCAUUGUCCAGUCCUUGGGCUCCUUGGCAUGGCUGCCAGGUUUCAAAGCCUUUCUGGUGCUCUCAGGUCAUGUUUUCAAGCACUUACCCGCACCCCUCAUCACCACAAACUCCCUACUUUGCUUUAUAGACAAGCCCUCCCAUUUCCACGCAGUCAUUUGCCUCCGGACCAGGGCUGGGGGAUGCAGUGCUGCCAUCGGCCGUGUGCAGGGAUGGGCAUGCUUGCUGCCCCUCGAUGGGGAGUGAAGUGCUGGUGUCUGCAGGGGGGGGGUCCUUCACAUCUCUGGUUUGCACCUUCCAGAAAAGUGAAUCCAAGAUCUCAGGAUCCCCCACCAGACCCCAAGACACCCAUGGCUGAGAGCCGUCUGGGGGCCUCCAAGGGAUCCAGAGCUUGCUUCUUUUCUGCAAGCACAUUUAUCAGCUGCCUGUUGCUGCAGCCUCUAAGAGGCCAUGGCUGAAGGGGUGUGAACCAGAGUCCUGAUGUCCCCCCUGCUCCUUGAGGAAACACUCAACGAGGUGGGGAUUGGCACAGUUGUCUUCCUCCCCAUCUACCCUCCUGUUCUGCUUCUGCUUCGCUUUGUUGCUUCCCUGCUGCUCUCGCCUUCGCCAGCUCUGUCUCUGCUAGAUCUGCCUGCAACUAACCCCUAGCUGAGCAUCUCCCAGACACGAGGUCUUGCCCUCCUCCAGGGCUUAGCUCGGCUUCUGAGGAAGGUCCAUCACCUCUUUCUGCCCCAGUCCCUUAGGGACUGAAGGCUGCUGAGGAGUGAGGUGUGGGUGAGACCCCUGGGGUCAGUACGAGCUGUGCUGUGCACUCUCCACUACAGGAGGAGGCUCGACACUGUGAGGAGCUAAAGAGUCCUAGUGGGAAGGAAGGACAUGUUUCGGUGUCCCCAGCAGUGGCCUGGUGUCCAGGGGAGCCCCUGCACCAGCCACAGAGGGGCCAGAGUGGGAGCCAUUUGGGACACGGGUGCUCCUGUCCUCUGGCCACCAAUACCUCCGUAUGCCCUGUCCCGCACUGCUGUGGGCACAGCUGUGUGCCAGCCCCUCUGCUGGGGACCCCGACAUCCCACUGUCAGCUUGAAGCAGUUGGAGGUUAAAGCAUGGGGUGGGAGGCUGGUCCUGCCAAGGAGGGAGAGGUGGAGAUGGCAGCACGCACAGGACGUGGCGCAGGCAGGGUAGGGAUGCAUGGGUGAGCUCAGAGAGGGAUUUCCAUGUGGGCAGACAGAUCGUGCAGGAGAGGGGACAGCAGGAGCUUGGCCAUACACACAGGGAAGAUGAAGAGAGAGCCCCGGAGGAGCAGCAGCAGGCAGGAGGUCUCUUCCAGGCUGGGCUGCCUCAGAAAGCAGGCAGGACUGAGCCAUCUCCCCACGCCACCGUUCCUGCCCGUCCCCGCUGCACACGUGCAGCCGAGGCAGUGCCCCACCAGUUGCUGUUGGGACCAGCUGUGGGCUUGGGCUCCUGCCCGGCACUCUGCCUACAGGGGCGGUGGGGGGUGCCCCGUGGGCUGGGGGGUGCUGCCGGAGCUGGGUCAGAACCUGCCAGUGUCCUGCCGUACCAUGGGUGUACAUGUGUAAAUGAUCCUCCUCUUAACUCAGUGCUGCCUCCAAAACGCCUCUCUAGCCUCUUACUUUUGUUAUGGACCUUGACCGGGGAUUUAUAGCUAUAUUUUUUGUCCUUUCUUUUCCUACAACUGUCAUGUUACUAACUGUUGACUCAAUCUAUCUGGGAAACCAAUCUGUCAAUGUAAGUGCACUUAACCCUUGGGUGUUGUCAUUAGUCGACUGGCUUUUGCUAAAUAAAUCUUUCUAUUUCUCAA
Molecule: messenger RNA, 4268 nt
Organism: Aquila chrysaetos chrysaetos
Lineage: Eukaryota; Metazoa; Chordata; Aves; Accipitriformes; Accipitridae
Gene: NOS1AP
Product: nitric oxide synthase 1 adaptor protein
Exons: 10
Coding region: 81-1577 (498 amino acids)
Molecular function (GO): nitric-oxide synthase binding
Source: RefSeq, a predicted model, not a curated record